Messenger RNA from Mercenaria mercenaria, 2538 nucleotides. Its product is annotated as rho-related protein racA-like. Gene Ontology annotation, biological process: small GTPase-mediated signal transduction. The coding region runs from base 63 to 1880 and encodes 605 amino acids. The transcript is spliced from 11 exons. The record is from RefSeq and is a predicted model, not a curated record. Gene Ontology annotation, molecular function: GTPase activity; protein binding; GTP binding. NCBI's taxonomy places the organism in Eukaryota, Metazoa, Mollusca, Bivalvia, Venerida, Veneridae.
CGGAUAUAUUUAGAUAACAGUGAAACCGAUAUAAAAUACGAUCAUUUCCUUGCCCGAGUUAAAUGAGAACUGAGAGAAAGCACAAAAUGGCUGUUAAUAUGAAAUUGUGUGUGGUAGGAGACGGCGGUGUCGGCAAGAGCUGCUUGCUGAUUUCUUACAAUACAAAUUCAUUUCCAAGUGAAUAUGUACCGACCGUGUUCGACAAUUACUGUGCGGACAUCAUGGUGGAUGGAAAAGCAAUCAGUCUUGCUUUUUGGGAUACCGCUGGUCAGGAAGACUACGAUCGGCUUCGACCACUUUCUUACCCACAGACAGAUGUAUUCUUUGUCUGUUAUUCCGUCGAAAAUAGGGAUUCAUUUGAAAAUAUUUCAGACAAAUGGGUACCAGAAGUACGUCAUUUUUGCCCAGAUAUACCUUUGGUGCUUGUUGCUUGUAAAAUAGCAGAUCUAAGAGGAACAAGUUCAAGAAAAGAUAUGGUCAGCUACGACGAAGGUCUCGCAUUAGCUAAAAAACUGGGAAUGAGAUUUUGCGAGACCAGUGCAUUAACACAACAAGGCUUGAAAAACUGUUUUGACGAAGCUAUACGAACAGCAUUAAACUGUCAGGCAGCUAAGAAGAAGAAAGGCUUUAGUUUAUUUGGCAGCAAGAAGGAGAUUCCCAACCCACCCGUCAUGCCACAGACUGGAUUUGCACCGAAGAUUGAGAUCGAGACAUCAACAUUUGGAGAUGAUUGGUACCGGAUGUUGCAAGAUCCGAAACACUGUGACGUCACGUUUGUUCUGGAAGAGAAACAUCGACUGGACGCUCACAAGACUGUGCUCUGUGCUGCAUCCAAAGUUUUCUCUAAAAUCCUGGGGAUUUCCAAACCUGUCAAGGACAAUCAAAUGAAAGAGAUUAACGCGAUUGAAAACUACAGUGCUGAACAGUUAAAUUCUGGCGCCAUACAAGGCAUAGCUGCCGUUUACCAAAACGAGGCUGACGUCAAAGGUCAACCGCCAGCAGCCAAUCAACAUACAACUGUAGAAUUAAGUGCGGAUAUAAAUGCCAAAACCUUUGUUCGAGUUCUGGAAUUUCUCUACUCAGGAGUUCCACAAUUUCCAGACAUUGACGAUGUAACUGAAGAAGACAUUCGAGAACUUGAGCGCGUGGCAGGAAUAUUUAAACUGACACACUUGCAGACGAUAUGUACAAAUAUCAUCAGUGAACAAGAAUUUCUGAAUCCCAGCAUCGGCACAUACUUGAAUGAUGAAACGGGAGCCAGACUGAAGGAACUUUUCUUUAAUCAACCAGAAAGAUCAGAUGUUGUUUUUAACGUUGAAGGAAAAUACAUUUAUGCACAUAAAUGUAUUUUGAGUGCCCGCUGCGAUGUCAUGUCAGCCAUGUUUAGUGGAAACUUUGUAGAAAGCAAAAACAACAGGACAGAGAUACACAUCCCUAAUACAACUGAAGAGACUUUUCUUGCAUUUCUGGAAUACCUGUACACCGAUCACUCGCCUAUUGAGGAGAAUGACGCAGUGGGUAUUUUAGUGCUUGCGGAUGAAUACGGACAACGUCGACUGGUUAACUUGUGUGAACUGUAUAUUACAAAAGAAGUAGACAGAAGUGUCACAAAACAGAUCGAAAAAUCGGACAUAGAUGUCAUAGGACUGUUACUAACGUCACAGGCAUAUAACGCCAAACAGCUGGCAGAUUGGUGUCUGUUUUUCGUCUCCAGUAAUUACAUAGCAUUUGAACAACGUAAAGAAUUCUCCCAACUCAAAGGAGAAAAUAAAAAGCACGUUGAAGAGAACAGAUGGCCACCAGUGUCGUAUCUGAAAGAAGUGGAAGAAUAUAACAAGAAAUAUGGUGACAAAACGGCAGAUAAAUGUGUCGUUAUGUGAAACCCGAAAUCAUUUCUUGUUAUCUGGUUUCCAGUCUUAGAAUGGUUCCAGUCUGCAGAACCAAUUAUAUGUAACCGUGCACAGCUGCGCAUGUCCGUUUUGAAAACCAGACUUCACUAAAUUGCACACACUGUGCUGAUGAGAAUCUCUUUAGAAGCGACAGAUGGAGGGGUGGAAGAAACCUAACGUUUUGAUUUAAAUUGGCUUCUAAAGCCUGCAGUAAUUGAAAGAAAAUGAAUCCAUUUUUUCAGAAACAUGCUAGUUGAAAUUGUAAUUAUAAGUAUUACAAUCACCACCGUGAUCAUGUUUUGGCAUGUUUAAUUUAUGCUUUAUGUAAGCACUAUAAUCAUUUGUUUAUUACGUGAUGCCGAAAUUAUGUGCAAUAACAUAAACCGGUAUACAAGUAUAAUAUAUAUGGGCAUUUGGACUUCAUCAUUCCAAAGAUGUGAUAUUAUAUAAAUGUAUAAUACACAUGCUUACGUCGUGAAGUUCAUCGCUUGAAUGCUCUGUAUAAAUAUAUGUACGAAAGUUUCAAAUGGACUAUUUGCAUUGUAACCGUUAUUUUCUGUUUGUCAUCUGUGUUUGAUAUAAUAUGCGUAUUUGUUUUUAUAUAAUGUAGAACAAAUAUAAUGCUAUAAUUGUACGAUACUUAAAACUC